UUUUUUUUUAUUAUUUAUUUGUCUUCGACCAUGGCACAACAUGUACAACACGACUCUACAAAUAUAAAUAAUAUUAAAGAUCUAGUAGGGGCGAUUCCACACAUGUCCAAAACCAUUGUUGACGAUACCUUGUAUGAAAAAGUUUUGACCAUUUUGACUACGUUCCUAGAUUCUCAUACUUCUCACAGUCAGUUAUUGGACGAAUGGCAAGUAUUUGACAUUUUACAAGAGGCUUGUCAACAACCAGAUCAAGAUUAUCGCGUACUUUCUGUCUGUCUUCGAUUGUUAGGCAAAUGGAUCUCUGUCUCUGACGAUGCUCUUUUUUACAAGUUAGAAACUCAUUAUCUUUCUUUACUUACAUUGAUGGUUUCUGCUUUGCGUACUUCUGAACCUGCUCUACGGUGUGCGUCCUUGGAAGCGUGUCAAGGGUUGAUUCAUGUACCACAAGGCUCUUUAUGGCUUUUGAAAAACAAAGAUGUCAAAUCACUUAUUUCCUUAUCUUUGAUGGAUGAAAGUAUCUAUGUGGUGACUCAAGGUUGUCGAUUCUAUUUAUCACUCAUGGAACAGACAACAAAUUCUCAAGCAUGCAUUGAAUUAAGUAAAUAUAUGGAUCCUUCUAUUCAAAUCAAACAUUUUUUACUCCAGCAUCAUCAUCUAUCUCUACUUAUCGCUGCAUUAGAAUUUUGUUGGACUUUUGCCAAUUCUACUUGUCCAUCUGUUUAUAACUAUUUGGAGCAAACACAAUUGUUGUUCCCCUUGCCGGAUCUCUUUUUAAAAGUGAAUAACAAAAUGAUUCGAAAAAGAAUGAUUGAAAUCUUAUCAGUAGUGUGCCGAUGCUCGCCUUCUCCUAUCCGACUUUUAACUUCCAACGACGACUUUACUCAAGAACAAAACAACGAUCAUCAUUUGGAAAAGGCAUAUACAUUUAUUCAAACGAUCUACAACGAUAUGAUCAUACACCAACCUAAUUCAAUAGAUGAUGCUUGUACCGGUGUGGAAAUCAUUCAAGUAUCACUGGAACUCUUAGGGCGAUUAAAGGAACAACAACGAAUGACUUGUGUUACGAAGAAUAUUCACGAAAUCAGCAGUUUAUUAAUGACUUUACUUGGAUUAUGUAUAAUGAAAAAUGGCGAUGCUUAUUCCGUUACUGAUGGUAUUGAUAUGACAAAGGUGAUAGAUCUGUUACAAAUGUCCAAUCGUCCCGUGGUUUUGCAAUGCAAGUUGUUACAAGCUAUUAUUAAGGCAUUAAAUUCAUUGAUUGAAACAUUCACAUUAGAAGUCAAGAAUGCUGAUGGUUUAGAAGCCGCUUUAACCAUUUUAUCGGAACCUUCCUUCUCUCGUGAUCAAAAACUUUUGAAAGAGUGUCUGCAGCUAGUCAUCACAUCACUUCACUGUCAAUCAAAUCAAGUAUCUUCACUUGAAUUACAAUCUACCUUUUUCAAGUUCAUGACGUUAUUAAUUAGUAAGAUGGAUGAUGAUUCCGUGGAUAGUCAAAAUUUGGCUUUGAUAUUAUCAACAUUCAAUCAAUUAUUGGGACAUCAGCCUUUUCAAGCAUAUUUACUUCAACCGGAAAUGACAAGACCUUUGAUGGAUGUGAUUAGGCUCAAGUUUGUUGAUGUAGAAUGGGAUGUACGUGAUGCUGUGAUUGAAUUUGUUGCUGGGCUGUUUGAAUCAAGAGAAAAUGACCAUAUCAGUUUGAACAACAAGAUAAAUUUUGCAAUCUCGUUGGACCUUCCUUUAUUGGUAUUAGAUCGUAUUAAAGAUCAAGAAGCUUAUGUGCGAGCAUCUGCUCUAAGAACUGUGCAGAUGAUGAUGAAAACUGGACCAGGCUGGAUCUUCAUUCAACAACAUGAGCGAUUACGAAAUUUAUCAAGUACUUUGCCUCGCUUAUUAUAUGACACUGAAGCAUUUGUACGACGGGCCACUUUGGAUGCUAUGAAUUGCCUUGUUGAACAUCGAUCAUGUGAAGGCUUACUAUUGACACAACCAGACCAAGAUCCAACAACAGAUCAAAAAGACAUUCUCAGUUCUGAUACUUUGGCCAUGUUAAUGAAUGAUGAUGAUAUCGAGGUUCGGAUCCGAUUGUGUCAAUUGUUGGAUAGUUUAUGGCAACUCAGGGUACACGAAAGGAAUCGGUCGCAGCAACAUUCAAAAACAAGACAAGGUCGAUUGCCUUAUUUUUAUCUCUUGCAAGGAGAUCAUUGGUUAUUAGAGGCGGUAACUAUUAGAAAAUAAUAGCAAAAAGUGUUCCAUUCAUUCCUCUUUUUCUCAUUAUUAAUUUUUUUUAUUAGGUAAAGGACAGUCAAAGGAUGGUACGAUGGGAAGCAAUCAAAGUAGUGGAACAUAUAUUAGCUAGUUCUUCAACCCUAUCAACAACACCAAUGACAGGCGAUAAACGAACAAGAGUGGAUGAUGAUGAUGAUGAUACAACGUUUAUACAACAACUACUGGAUUUGGAUCUCACUCAUAUCAAACGUACCACUGAUCCUGAAGAUUUAUACUCAGAAGCAUUUGAGAUCAGUCCCACCAUGAUGACUCAACCCAGUGACCCCAUGGAUGAUGCACAUAUGUUAGAUUGUUAUUAGAUUCCCACUGUAGAUAGACCUUUAGAAUACCAUAUGACCCUGUAGAUUUUAGACUCAUACAUUUUGUUUAAUAAAAAAAAAUA
Messenger RNA from Halteromyces radiatus, 2668 nucleotides. RefSeq lists its product as uncharacterized. Gene Ontology annotation, cellular component: nucleus. Lineage: Eukaryota; Fungi; Mucoromycota; Mucoromycetes; Mucorales; Cunninghamellaceae. Bases 31 to 2235 code for a protein of 734 amino acids. The record is from RefSeq and is a predicted model, not a curated record. Gene Ontology annotation, biological process: DNA damage response; cell population proliferation; positive regulation of protein phosphorylation. The transcript is spliced from 12 exons.